AAUCACACCAAGAUUCCUGACUUGAUUUUUAGUUCUUAGACCCCUAGAGUCAAGGUAUGCCUUGACUGGGGGCCCUGAACGGGCACACAAUGUGAAAUACACUAUAAAUGGCUACACAAAUGGCUCUGUACCAGAUCUGGACAUUUGUGCCCACUCCAAAGUCAGCUGGCACCUGCUGGGAAUGAGCUCUGAGCCAGAGCUCUUCUCUGUACACUUCAAUGUGUAAGUCCUUCUGCAUGAUGGACACAAAACCUCAUCUGUUGGCAUCAUUAGUGGAACUGCCACUAGUGCCAGUAUGACUGGUGUCCACCCCGGCUGCUGGCUUAUUUCCUCUCACAUUAGCAGGCACUUGGAAACUGGUUUGUAUGGAUAUCUAAAUAUCAAGACGUGUGAUGAGUACACAGCACCAAAUAGAUGGCUUACCAUCCAACAGAAACAAGAAAGCCAAGACUGGACUUACUAUAUAGCAGCAGAAGAUAUCUAGGAUUAUGCUCCAAAUAUGCCUGAAAACAUGGAUGGUCUCGGCCUUGAAUCUGAAAUAACAGAGAAAAGAACAUCAUCCACUAAUGUUACAAUGAAAUCUCCCAGUGAAAUUUUGAGAAUCAGAGCUCUUUUCUUCAGACAGUACAGAGAACACGUCCUUUUCUCUUAGCCCUUUCAAUAAUGUUUCAUCCAUGAAGAACAACUCAGAAAGCGAAAGCGAAGAGGAAGUAGUCAUCUAUCUGAAGAACAAUCACAGCGAGGCCAUACUCACAUCUCAUCUCGAGCCAAAAGAAGAGCACUAGGGUUAUGAAGGCAAACAUGAACUGGUUCAUAUGGAAAUCCCAGAUCACAUGAAAAAAUACAUCACAGACAAAUCUGAAGCAAAAUCAAAUAAGCCAAAGAUUGCCGAGAAAGGCAUAUGGCAUGAAAAUGAAGAAAAGGAAAGAGUAUAGGCCACAGCCACAUUCUGAUUUUUCUCCAAGAGGUAUUCCUCCAAGAGUUUUAGGAGCUUCUGUGUUGACCCCAAGGGGAACCAGGCCUGUGUCUAGCGAGGACGACCUGAUGGGGAAAUCCAUCAUCAUAGGAGUGCCAAGAUGUGAUUUCAAUGAUUAUGAGUUAUAUGUUCCAAAACAAGAGCAGGGUGAAGAUUUUGAAUAUGAAUAUGUAGAGUACAAAGACCCUUAUAGCAAACAAGCAAAUGUUCAAAGCACAGUGCUUAAUAUAACAUCUCAGCAUUUCUUAAAACUUGCUGGAGACAAGGAUACCAGAACUUAUUUCAUCUCAGUUGAAGAGGAAGAAUGGGAUUAUGCUGGUUAUGGGCAGAGGAGGCUUGAUAUAUCAUCUCAAAAUGAGAGGCCUACAGCUUUCAAAAAAGCGGUGUUCAGAAAGUACCCUGACAGCACCUUUAAUAUCCGAGACAUCAGAGGGGAAAUGGAUGAACGCCUGGGAAUUCUGGGUCCGGUCAUUAAAGCUGAAGUUGAUCAGACUGUUAUGGUAUUUUUCAGGAACCUUGCCAGCCGCCCGUACUCUUUGCAUGCAAAUGGAGUAAAGUACUUAAAGCAAAUGGAAGGCCUGAGUUAUGAUGAUCAAUCACCGGACUGGUACAAACAGGAUGAUGCCGUACAACCCAACAGCACCUUUAUUUACAUGUGGACUAUAAAUUCGAAAUCUGGACCUCAAAAUAAUGAAUCUGACUGUCGAACGUGGACCUAGUACUCUGCAGUGAAUCCUAUAAGAGAGAGAUAUAAACUCUGGGCUGAUUGGACCGCUUCUGGUGUGCAGGAAGGGUACACUGGAUAAAAAGCCUCUGGACAGAAGAGAGUUCAUCCUGCUUUUUAUGACGUUUGAUGAGAAUAAGAGCUGGUACUACGAGGAGAAUCGGAAGAGGAUUGAAAGGAAAAACAAAACAGCAGUCAUGGAUCCAAAUUUUCAAAAUAAUUUAAAGUUUGACACUAUCAAUGGUAUUAUCUACAGUCUCAAAGGACUACGAAUGUACACAAAUCAGCUAGCGAAGUGGCAUCUGAUCAACAUGGGCUGUCCUAAAGACCUCCACAGUGUCCAUUUCCAUGGUCAAACGUUCAUAAAUAAGGAGUUAAAGGACCACCGUCAGGGUAUUUACCCACUUUUAUCAGGUGGAUUUGCCACAAUGGAAAUGUUGCCUUCAAAGCCUGGUCUCUGGCAGCUGGAGUCUGAAGUUGGACUCUCACAGCAGAGGGGAAUGCAGACGUUAUUCCUUGUGUUAGAUAACGUCUGUGAUCAUCCUCUUGGUCUCAUCUCUGGAACUGUGAAAGAUGAACACAUUGCAGCAUCUGACUCUAGAGACUUUUGAAGGAAACAGCGAAGCUUAUGACACAAAGGAGAAUAUAUUUUUCCCACCUCUGAUUGGACGAUAUGUGAGGCUGCAUCCUUUACAUUCUUACAACUACCCAACUGUCCGUUUGGAGUACUGCGGUUGUGAGCUUGACGGUUGCUCUGUGCCAUUGGGAAUGGAAAGUGGCCUCAUUAAAGAUGCUCAAAUCACUGCCAGUUCUUUGGCCUUCAGUUGGUACCCUGGACAGUGGCAUCCUUGAACAAUGAUAUUCAGCCAUGGAUCCAGGUGGAACUCAAGGAUAAAAAGAAGAUAAGUAAGGGAUAAUCAACGGCUAGCCGUGCAUUAAAGGAUUUUAAAUGCACGACGUGGAGGCAAAGAACCACCCGACGCGAAGCGGAGGUGCAUUAACAGUUUGUCAACAUGUCUGUCCAGACUUGGGUACCCAGCAGCCUCCCAUAAUGAACAGCUCUAAGAAUGGGACGGUGGUGGCCAACUCCACUAACGGCCUGGACGACGACGGGCUCGUGGUCCUGGAGUCUGUCUCUAUCAUCAUCAUAGCCAUAUUGGCGUGUCUGGGGAAUCUGGUCAUUGUGGUGACGCUAUAUAAGAAGCCCUACUUACUGACACCCAGUAACAAGUUUGUCUUCAGCCUGACUUUGUCCAAUUUGCUGCUGUCUGUCCUAACGCUGCCCUUCGUUGCGGCCAGCUCGGUGCGUCGGGAUUGGAUGUUUGGAGUGGUGUGGUGUAACUUCACAGCACUGCUCCAUUUACUUGUCAGCUCAUCCAGCAUGCUUACACUUGGAGCCAUUGCCAUUGACAGGUACUAUGCUGUUUUAUAUCCCAUGAUCUACCCCAUGAAAAUCACGGGAAACCGAGCUGUGCUCGCCAUUGUUUACGUGUGGCUCCACUCCCUGGUCGGAUGCCUGCCGCCGCUUUUCGGUUGGUCCGCGUUCGAGUUUGACCGCUUCAAGUGGACCUGCACAGUGGCUUGGCACAAGGAGAUCAGCUAUACUGCCUUCUGGGUUACGUGGUGCUGCCUUCUGCCACUGGCAGCCAUGCUGGUCUGCUAUGGCGUUAUCUUCCGUGUGGCCCGCAUCAAAGCUCGGAAGGUUUACUGUGGUAACGUGGUGGUGGCUCAGGAGGAGUCCAGUUCUCAGAAGAACGGCCGCAAGAACUCUAAUACUUCCACAUCUUCUAGUGGAAGCCGCAAGAGCCUGGUGUACUCUGGGAGCCAAUGCAAGGCCUUCGUCACCAUUCUGGUGGUGCUGGGGACGUUUCUGACCACUUGGGGUCCAUAUGUGGUAGUUAUCAGCACUGAAGCACUGUGGGGUAAAGACAGUGUUUCUUCACAGAUGGAGACGCUGGUCUCCUGGCUGUCCUUCACCAGUGCCGUGUGUCAUCCGCUUAUUUAUGGGCUGUGGAACAAGACAGUACGUAAGGAGUUGUUGGGCAUGUGCUUUGGCGACCGCUACUACAGAGAGUCUUUUGUUAUACGGCACCGGACCUCUCGUCUCUUCAGCAUCUCUAACCGGAUAACGGAUUUGGGAAUGUCUCCUCACCUGACGGCCAUGUUAGUGGGCGGUGGGCAGCUCCUGGGCCGUGGCAGCAGCACUGGAGACACUGGCUUCAGCUACACCCAGGACUCAGCUACAGACGUCAUGCUGUUGGACAGCUACAACUCAGAGCCCUCCCACUCGGCCCACUGUGCUGCCAAUAAAAGAAGAAGUUCUGUCACAUUCGAAGACCAAAUGGAUCAGAUUCCUAAAGUAGUCCAAGUGACAGCAGACAUCCACAAGUCUUUGGACAGCUUUGCGUCCUCUCUGGCUAAGGCUAUAGAGAACGAUGCCAAGCUUCAACUCUUUGGGGAAUGGACUCAAAUUCCAACAAGUCUGUUCACAGUACGAAACACACAGAGAGCUCCCCGUUACCUGGAUGGACAGAGACUCAGGAUGGAAAGCAUCGAUGAAGGAAUAGUUAAAGAUGAUGACGAUGAUGAAGAGCGUAAGGAAAAAAUAGCUAGCAACUGCUGCUACUUGCCUUGGAGAGACCAAAGACCUACAAUGAUGGCUGUACCUGCAAGGCAUCAGGUACUAGAAGCCCUACUGUCACUCAUCAGAAGAAGUUAUGUUUUUGUAACAUAAAAGUUAUUGUAAAGUCAUGUACAGCCCUCGUAUAUUUGUCAGGUAUUUCGCCUGUGUUGGGUACUGUGUGUCUUAUGUUUACUCUUUUCUUAUAUGGAAACUGUUAACCACUCCAUUUUAUACAUACUGACAGUUUGUAAGAAUGAUUAUCCUAGAGCUCUCCUCUCCACCGUUUUAAGUUCAGGUCUAUUAAUAUAUUAAAUUAUUUUAAGUGCCACAAGUUUCAAAGAAAAUAUACCAAAUGUCUAGGGGGUUAUAUUGACGUGGACAAAAGAAAUAACCUUUCAGGCCCUUACGCAUUAUAAAAUAUUUCUUCAGGCAUUGAAUUAACAUCAGAGAAUCAUGUAAAGAGAGAGAGAGAUACUGGGCAUAAUAAAAGGUAGAAUACCCUUAUACCCUGUUUUAUCCAUAGUUUUUGGUGGAAAAUCUGAUUAAAAUGUUUUGACUGAAUUUAAUGGUGCGAGAAAGCAUCUGCAGUGCCAAUACUGAAGUCAUUGGUACAAUUGCACUUGAAGAUUUUGUUACAUUUGAUCAGUGACUUCUCACAUCUGUGUUUUUGUUUUUACUAUUUUGGUUAGUGUACUCGGUAAGGAUUAAUCAUUCCUGUGGAAUCUUCUUUUUUUGCAUU
This is a messenger RNA of Sinocyclocheilus anshuiensis, 5062 nucleotides long. RefSeq names its product G-protein coupled receptor 161-like. Gene Ontology annotation, cellular component: plasma membrane; recycling endosome. The transcript has 19 exons. The record is from RefSeq and is a predicted model, not a curated record. Gene Ontology annotation, molecular function: G protein-coupled receptor activity. Gene Ontology annotation, biological process: G protein-coupled receptor signaling pathway. NCBI's taxonomy places the organism in Eukaryota, Metazoa, Chordata, Actinopteri, Cypriniformes, Cyprinidae. The coding region runs from base 2650 to 4434 and encodes 594 amino acids.